AUGAGCGACGGAACUUAUCGACAUGUGCUUGCCGCCUUGGGCGCAUUCGAUUACACGGCGGCCAAUAAACUUUCCGCCAAACUCCUAAAAACUUACUCACCUUUCAGUAAUGUGUUUCUAAAGCUCAGCAACUGUGAGAAUUUAUAUACCCAACUUUCCUUUAUGAAAUCAAAAUGGUUCGUGAGAAAGGAUGCCUUUUUGAGUUCACUGUACACUUACUUGAUCGAGGAUAUUACAAAAGAAAUCACCUUAUUGGAAGCCUCACCUGCAGCGCAUCCAACCGAACACAAAGCUACAAAUAUCCGUCUAUUGAAUGCUCUCGUGGCUCUGUGCAAAGCGCGUCUCGCCUUGAUUGGCUUUUUUCGGCAAGUGGAGUUGAAGGAGAAUCUACUUCUUCUGGGCACCGCCGUGGAACGCGAAAUGAAUAUUCUACAAUCGCUACUCAAAGCCAGAGACGCGAUUAUUUCGUACGCCUUUCAAGACACAUGCAUCGCCUUGUUUCUCUGUAAACAGGAACUCAAUGAUUGGAAACGCGAAUGCCAGGCCCAGGAUUAUCCCGAGCAUCGACAGAAAACUGCGGUACAUACGGGUGAGGUCAAAGAAGCGACCUGGCGAUUUCCCUUUUUCACCGCCGAGGCAAGGCAAAAACAAUACGAUGCAUGGCCGCCGACGCUACGCUGGCACACGAAAUACCUCGAAAACCUGACGGCGAAAAUGACGUUGUACUUUAAUAGCAUCCUUUUGUCCAAAGAAAGCAUGCUAAGCGAGGAUGAACCUGAAAAAAACCUCUGGAAAGCGUUGAAAAUUGAUUACUACGACCAGAUAUCAACUUUCCGCAGACGGUUUGGUGCAUACAGCAUCGGUCUCGUCUAUGAGGUCACUUCAGCCGCGCCGUUUUAUCCGCAAGGGUAUGUCUGUUCAGGCACGCCAUACGAGCCGCCCCAGGGUAUCCAUUCAUUUCCAUUCAUCUUUUGCCAUCCCAAUCAAGCGCCAAAAGACCAUUUACCCAACAUUAUUUCCAUUGUUCAAGUUUCCCGAACUCGACUCAACGAUCCGAAAUCAGGACCUAUCUACUUUUUCGACAACAAAAUUGGCAGCGCGUAUUACUUGAUGCGAGUGGAUGAACAUGCCGUGCUGGUUAUAAUUUACCUGGACCGUCACGCCCAUCGCGAACCUACCACGGCCGAGUUCAUGACGAAUAUCGUCACAUCCUUACGCGGCGCUUCGGUGAUUGCCGAUUUGGUCAAAAGAGAGUAGCCAUGCGGGACGGUGUGCGCCAUGACAGUUUCUCUUCUGAUGAUCAUUUGUCGUGCCUUUUCUCACAAGUCACCGCCAGGGAACUAUUGGGUAUGCAAUAUCAUGCACUCGGAUGUACCAUUGCCCGGAAUCCCACCACGCGACAUACUAUACGUCUCUCUCUAGAACUUCGAUCGAUGCUUGGUUGACGGUAUUUUCUGUGAUAAUUCCAGAGAGAAUCUGAUGAUUUUUUUUUCUGGUUGCAAAUGAAAGCAGCUCUCGAGUUGG
This is a messenger RNA of Radiomyces spectabilis, 1524 nucleotides long. RefSeq lists its product as uncharacterized. The record is from RefSeq and is a predicted model, not a curated record. Gene Ontology annotation, cellular component: KICSTOR complex. Bases 1 to 1257 code for a protein of 418 amino acids. NCBI's taxonomy places the organism in Eukaryota, Fungi, Mucoromycota, Mucoromycetes, Mucorales, Radiomycetaceae. The transcript has 8 exons. Gene Ontology annotation, biological process: cellular response to glucose starvation; cellular response to amino acid starvation; protein localization to lysosome.